AAAUACAUACAUUAUUAAUGUUUAAAAUGAAUGAAAGGUGCCCUAUUUGAGCUCUUUGCAAUUUAAAAAAUCUAGCCUAUAGACUGUGUUAUUUCUACACAGUAGGCCUAUGUCUGUUAAAUUUCCACCUGGUUGAGGAAAGUACAUAUCCCUUUCGUAAGCCUAUACCCUAGCAGAGGACUUUCCCCGCAACUGAGAAAACAUCUGCCUAAAUUCUCCAUAUGAGUGCAAUUUACCAAACUACAUUCCCAUCAAAACGUAUAAGCCUUUGAUCUCGCACCACCGGAGGGGGGCCAACCAAGUCCUGUGAACAACCAACAGUAUUAUACACAUGUGGUUGCUGAAAAACCCCGCAAGAUGUCGCCAUGGUCUUGACUUGCACCUUUUGUUGCUUGGGCCCAGAAGGAUUGCUAUUUUGUUCACAGGUUGUCACCCUCAUUAACGUUAAACCGAGACGCGCAUGACCUGCAUUUUCCAGAUGUGCAGUACAUGUACACGGCCACUAGAUAGAGCCCAAGUAUCAAAAAUACGUUAUACCUUUUUCAGUUCUUGGCCUGGGCCUGUUCCUAGUUGGAUGGAUUUCGUCAUCAUUACCGUUACUCGCCCUCCCCAUCUCCUUCACCACCACUCACCACCCAAACUAUACUAUCUGUGGCCGUUAGGCCUACCAUUCGUUUUUAUAGAACCAAGCCUAUCAUUACAAAAUGCGAUUUAAAUUAUCUGCAUAUAUAUACAAACAAAAUCGUAUUAUUUUGUUCAUUUAUUUUAUGAGUUAUUUACUUUUAUAGGCCAAUGUUUAGGGGUUGAAUGUGCAAAUAUAAAGUGUUCGGAAAAUACGUAUCAAUACUAGCCUACAUAAAUAAAAGGCUUCGAAAUAACAAGUAAUUGGCAUUUGUCGGCAGUUAUUUCCCAAAGUUUCACAAAAGCUCCAAUUAUCCAGGUGUGGAAAAGCUGUGAGUCGCGCAGUGCACUUGAAGGUAACAGAUGGCUGGAGCCUGUACUGCGGAUCGUCUUUUCACUGAACUAACCUAAAGCAAAAGCUAAAACAGAUUGAACGCGUAUUAAGUCGUGUGGGAACGUAGGCCUAAAUAAUGCGAUUUAAAAAAAUGUAAUUACGUUUUGGUCAACCUUUUCCGAUUAUUGGACCCACAGGCUAUUCCGAUUGAUAACCGAUACCUACAAUUUGCCACAAAUAGCCUACAUGUUGUUUUUUCCAUUUUACACAACUUCUAUCAAUAAAUGAUGUCACGACAAAUAAAAAAUACCGCCUUUGAAACGGUUUCGAUUUACAAAUCUUUGGGCUUGGUAAUUACGCCAUUGAUUGAUUGAAUUUAUUUGACAAGUUGUAAAAUACAUACAUAAGCGCGCUCCAGCCAGUGACGCCUCCACAUACAAUUUAAGAAAAUCAUCAAGGAUAACACAAUUAAGCUUAUUAGCUUAUUUCCAUUGUGGUCCAACGGUAAUGAUGACGAAAUCCAUUCCCGGUUGUAUCAACCACAAUCGUCCACACACAUACACACAUACACAUAGCGAGGACAUCCAUUUUCUACCAACGCUGUCAGGGGGCGAGGGUGCACGUGGCUAAUCAUACAACGCAGCCGCAGCGUCAGUCACAGGCGUCCACAGAUGUUGCUAAGAGAGCAUCUCAGUGAGCUAGCAGAAUGAUUGGAGCGGAACAUUGGUGAUGUUUUCUCGCCAAGUUGAUUUUGGAUUCUAUUUUUAUUCCUAUAUUUGGUUGUUGCAAUGUCACCAACUCUAAGGCUGAUUUUCAUGUAUGUACUGUUCCUCUGCUGGUUGUCUCCCUGCGCGGCAGACCUAUGCAACUGGAGUGGAAGUGGUUUGGCGCGUGAGGCUGCGGCUAACUCGCGGACUGUGCAGCAGGUGCGGCUGCGUUGCACAGAGGGUUCGGUGGAGUGGGUCUACCCGGGCCAGGCGCUUCGGGUCGUCCUGGAACCCAACCUGUCCUCUGCGCGCCACACAACGGUCUGCAUCAAACCGUUCCGCAGCUUCAACGGUGCCAGCGUCUACAUCGAGCGGGCCGGGGAACUUGACCUGUUGAUGACGGAUGGAGGGCGUCCGGAGCAAGUGUUCUGUUUCCCGGCGGACGGACCUCAGAAGCCAGCCAUCUUCCUCCUGGCGAACCCGCAGAGGGAUAUCAGCCAACGCGCAGUAGGCUUCAGAUAUGAGUUGCUGGGCGAUCGGACCACUGCGCCCAACCUCGGCCAAAGUCUGUUGCAGGCUAGCUGCCGUCCCUGCAAUGACACAGAGCUCCUCCUGGCCAUCUGCAGCAGUGACUUUGUGGUUCGCGGCUCCAUCAGGAACGUAUCCCACAAUGCUGAGCGGCAGACAUCGUUGGUGGAGGUCUCAGAGGGGAGGGUGUACCGGCAGCGUAGCGGGGUGUUCGAGCGCCACACUGGCACCAGAGGGGUUCCCGGUUCCAGUUCCUCAUGGCACGGUCACAUCCACACACUGUUACAGUGUCACGUAAAGCCUGGGGGCGGAGAGUUCCUAUUCACAGGGACAGAACACUUUGGGGAGGCCUGGCUGGGUUGUGCCCCCCGCUAUAAAGACUUCAUGUCCCUCUACCAAUCAGCUUGGGCGGCUCGUCAGAACCCCUGUGAGUUCCCGCUGGACUGAGGGUGUGUCCCAGUUCCUAGUGGCGAUCCAUGAGCCCUGUGACCUAUAUGUAGGGUUUAUUUUCUUAAAUGGAACACAUUGAGUCUCUUCUUUCUACCCCAGUUGGCAUGGUAGAGAUUAUGUCGCUGUGGCAGCAAGCGAGCGGGAUGAGUUCCUCACGACCACAGCGGUUUGAGAGAUGUUGUCCCUUCUACUCCUCAUGAAUCUAUACCGCUCACAACACCAGCAGGGACAAAUCUGUUGGAGCACUUGUAGAGCACAAGGAGUACAAGGCCCAGGGCAGGGGCCCACAGGGGACCCAUCCAACCAGCACUAGAGGGGCCAC
Messenger RNA from Oncorhynchus gorbuscha (pink salmon), 2962 nucleotides. Its product is annotated as meteorin-like protein. The transcript is spliced from 4 exons. The coding region runs from base 1744 to 2637 and encodes 297 amino acids. NCBI's taxonomy places the organism in Eukaryota, Metazoa, Chordata, Actinopteri, Salmoniformes, Salmonidae. The record is from RefSeq and is a predicted model, not a curated record. Gene Ontology annotation, molecular function: hormone activity.